UCCUGGAAAUGUACUCUAAUAAUGUUACUUCUCAUCAUCCCACAGUGUACCCCAGGGCCGGCACUGGGGUCGGUGAAGGGAGAAGCCGUCAGUGCUGUGUGGCUGCUAAAUGGACGGGCCAGGAGGUCUGUGAACACACUGGAUAAGGCCUCCCCACCCAAAGGAGAAAUAAUGGUGACUACCAAAGAACGACAACUCAUCUUGGAAGUUGAGAAGAAUCACCUCCUGCUCUCCCCACAGUACACUGAGACGCAUUACUCUGCCGAUGGCCAGAAGGUGACGCUGUCCCCAAAUCACACUGACCAUUGCUAUUACCAUGGACAAAUACAGGGACAUCAGGAAUCCUCUGUCGCCAUUAGCACCUGCGCGGGAAUCAGGGGUCUGAUAGUUCUAAACCGCAAUAACAGCUUCUACCUGGAACCCCUGGCAGUGCCAGGCCACAGAACCCACAUGCUGUACCGCACAGAGCACUUGCCCCUGUCAGAAGGAAGCUGUGGCCAUGGUAGCCACGUGGGACAAGCCACUGACCACUUGAACAGUUUUCUAUCCCAGCCGAGUCAUCACAGGAUGAAGAGGAAUGUGUGGGGAACCCAGAAGUUCAUGGAGUUAUUUAUUGUUGCUGAUCACAGCUUGUACCGUCGCCAAAACAUGAAUCUUGGACUUACAAAACAGCGUAUACUCGAAAUUGCUAAUUUUGUGGACAAAUUUUACAUGUCAGUUAACAUAAAGGUAGCUCUGAUUGGCCUUGAAGUCUGGACAGAGAGGGACCAAUGUGAGGUGACAGACGAUGCUAAUUACACUCUGCGCUCCUUCCUGUUGUGGAAACAGAAAUCUAAGAAGAAACAUGAUAAUGCUCAGCUUCUGACUGGCAUUAAAUUCAGAGGGACAACCAUUGGGAUGGCACCACUGGAAGGAAUGUGCACGCCCGAAAAUUCUGGGGGUGUCAGCAUGGACCACGCAGAUGUUGCAGUUGGAGCUGCGGCUACGAUGGCUCAUGAAAUUGGUCACAAUUUCGGAAUGAGCCAUGACAAUGAAGGCUGCUGUGUGGAGGCCACACCAGAGCAAGGAGGAUGCAUCAUGGCGGCAGCUACUGGCCACCCAUUCCCCCGCAAGUUCAGCUCAUGCAGUCAGCAUCAACUUCGGAGCUAUUUACAAAAGGGUGGUGGGAUGUGCCUCUUCAACAUGCCAAAUACUAAAGACCUAGUUGCAGGGAAGAAGUGCGGGAAUGGGUUCCUGGAGGAGGGCGAGGAGUGUGACUGUGGAGAACCAGAGGAGUGUACCAAUCCCUGCUGUCAUGCUAAUAACUGCACUUUAAAAGCUGGAGCCCAGUGUGCGCAUGGAGACUGCUGCCAGAAUUGUAAGCUAAAGGUGGCAGGAACCCUGUGCCGUGAGGUUUCUGGAUCAUGUGACCUGCCUGAAUUCUGCAAGGGAGAUGCCCCCUACUGCCCGCCUAAUGUCUACAUGCUGGAUGGGUCUCCCUGUGCUUACGGGGAAGCGUAUUGUUUUAAUGGAAUGUGUCUGACCCACCAACAGCAGUGUGUGGAUCUCUGGGGAUCAGGUGCAUGGACAGCCCCCGACAACUGCUUCAUAGCAGUGAACAAGGCAGGUGACAAAUACGGAAACUGUGGCAGAAAACGACAAGGGCAUUACGUGGCGUGCAAGACUGAGGAUGCCAAGUGUGGCAAGAUCCAGUGCCAAAGCAGUGCUGCAAAACCAAAGGACUCCAACAUGGUUUCCAUGGACACUAACAUUUGGCAUGAAGGUUACCCCGUGAAGUGUCGAGGGACAUAUUCAUAUUCUGUGCAAGAAGAUGAUAGUGACUCAUCAGAUCCAGGACUGGUCAUGACGGGGACAAAGUGUGGAGAUGGCAUGGUCUGCAGAGAUCAGCGGUGUCAAAAUGCAUCUUUCUUUGAGUAUGACAAGUGUUUGUCGCAGUGUAAUGGGAAUGGGAUAUGCAACAGCAACUGGAACUGCCACUGUAAUUCGAGAUGGGCCCCUCCAAAUUGUGACAAACCUGGCCAAGGUGGAAGUGUGGACAGUGGUCCUGUGACAGAUGAUUUCCAUGAUGGUCUAAUGGUGUUUCUACUUCUACUCUUCCUGGUGUUCCUGCCAAUUGUGGCUUUUGGCAUCUUCUACUGGUACCGUCAGCCGGGGUCUAGUUUGAACAAGUGGCUGAGAAAGACCAAAGCAAAGUGCGGAAUGGGAAAAUCCGGCAAUCAGAAGAAAAAUAAAGGACAUUCUAAUGCAGUUUCUGCGCUACGCAGCUUUACCACCCCUUCUAGUACACAGAAGGGAACUUGGGGAGUAUUUCAAACCAAGGCCACUGCAUCUUCAAACAAUUCCCAGCCUGUGAAUAUUGUCCGCCCUCUUCGUCCUGCUCCCAACCCAGUCACCAAGUCUACAGUGGAGGCCAAGCCUUUAAGACCUCUUGCACCAGUUAAGACAUCAAUGAGUGUCAAAGCAAAAGAGGUCCAUGUCCAUGUGAAAUUGCUUCCUCCAAAGAAGCCUCUUCCCUCAUGUCCUGUGAGGACAACACAGUUAAACCCACCUCGCAAACCACUGCCUGGGAACCCCACCCAGAAAGACUUACUUCUAGUGAAGACCCCAGAUAUCAAACCACCACUUACCAACUCUGCUGUCCAGCUGAAAGGACAACACAGGCCAAAACCAGGUGGCAAAGUUCAAGCUGCAGCUGCUGCCUUUCUUCAAAUCAAAUAAGGACCUGGGACUAUAUUGUGACAAGAAACCAAAAGAAAUUAUUUUUGAUGUUUGCACUAUAUGGAAUUACAUGACCAAAGGUUUUGAUGGAAUUAGUGCAAACUUUCAGCCAUAUUUCAUUGGAUUUGUGGAAGCCCUGCACUUUGGAUAUGCUCUAUUAUCAAGAUUUUCCUCGUCCCAUUUCUUUCAGGCUGGGGUCAGGCUUGGAUUAUAUUAAGGAGUGCUGGGAAUUUUCUCAUUUAUCUUUAGUUGCCAAUGGACCAUGUUGUGAAUUCUAAAGCAUUAUUUAAAUCCUAAUAAGGAAUUAUGGUGCCAACUGUACAAAACAAACAAGUUGAUUUUUUAAUAUCGAGAACAUGAUUCAAUUGUUCACUGGUAUUCUCAUGUUUCCAUAUUUUUCUGGAAGCCCAGGUGGAGCCUUCUCCUGGAUUGCGCACAAGACUGAAAACUGGGAUUGUUGGUCUCCUCAUACAUAGAUGGAUAUGGUAAACCUCUGCCUUUAUCUCAACAUUCCAGUGUCUCUGUGGUCUCCAUUGUAUAACAUCAUUGUCAAGAUCAACAUAAAUUAGAAAGGAUUCAUAGCUAGAUAUUAGCUUUCAGUGCAAGUGUGAGGUGUGUGAUGCAGUCUGAAGUUACUGGCUAUUUUCUUGGACAAAUGGUGGGUCAGUUCUUACUAUUUUGUCUACACAUCUCCAGUAAGACCUAGAUAUCUGUGAAUAAUCCUUAUCAGAUAAAGUAUUUAUUACCUGGACAAUCCUUGGUAAUAGAACAUGAGUCUACAUUGCACUGAAGCAGUGACCGUUGUUUACAACCAGUGUUAAUCCUUCCUGCAGCCAGUAUAGCCAAACAAUGAAGACAACCUCCAAGACCCCAAGAAGCUAUGGAAUCAAAAUAAUGAAAAUGGAGUUUAAAACAAUGACACUGGGUACUAAACCAAAUACAUAAAUGGUGAAUCUGAAUAAUUAUAUGCUUUAGCUAUAUAUGGGGUUUUGUAAACCAUAGACAGGACAAAGCUAUAAGAGACAAUGGGCCAAGUACCCAUUUAAGGGUCUCUCUAAUCCACCCAUGGGUCUCUGGAAUACAUAUGUAGGUCUUUCAACAUCACUUCUGUACAUCUGUAGAUGACUUUGCACUGUACCCAUGUUCUCCACUAUGGGUCAACUCUGGUCCUUUGCAAAAUGCUGAACUAAAAGCAGGAAAAAUGAAAGAAUGGUAGUGAAAUUUCCAAUGAAGUCAUUACCACUUAAUGUUAGAGUAAAAGCCAUAGAGGCGCACUUCAUGCUGGAGGUAACCUGGCACUGUGCAAUAUGUAGAGUAUUUAUAAUACAUAGUCUAUGAAAAUGGUGCUGUAUCCUGGACCUAUGCACUGAUUUUAUGAGGUCCUUCUAGUGCCCUCUGUCCGAUUUACUAUUCCAUUCAAACAACAUUCUCUACGUUUUGUUUCUGACCACUUCUGAGCUUAUGUUUGAUGGUCCAUGCAUUACUUUAUCUCAUCCCUGUAUCAGGAAAAUUAUUGGUCCAGUCAUAGACGCCUCACAGGAUACCAUUGAUUAAUGUAAGGUAUAUAAUCCAGUUCAGAAUUUAGGAGAGAAGAUUUUUUAAUGAAACUGUGUUGAGGAAUUUUUAAUGGUGCUGAUACAUCACCAAUUCAAAGUGUCAAUAGUAACACUUUACCACGGUGAGCUAAAAUGCAAAACCAAUUGUAGCAUAGUAGACAAAACCAAAUAAAGUGUGUUUGUGCUCAUAAAAUUGGUUUAAAAGACACCAGGAAAGUAAACAAGUUGUGAUGAUCGGAUAGUAACAAUUAUAGCUUUUGUAACUGUUGAGAAGUUAAGCAACUGUCUCACUAUUACACUCUAUCUCCUCUGAUAGUGCCACUCCAAAUUACCUAUCAAUCCAAACACCAGUCCAUGACUUGACCACCCUCGCAGCAAGAAGCUAUAGACAACUGUGAAUACAAAUCAAACACAGUUCCCAGUUUCCUCUAUCUCCAUUUUCUAUUGCAUCAUAUUAAGAAUUGUGUACGUCUAAUGAAGAUAUUUAAAAUCAAUAAAAAGACGAAGAGCAAUUCGUCCAUAUUAUGGAAAUGGAAGACAUAGACACUAAAACAAAUAUAUUAAUACAUUUAAAAAAAUAA
Pelobates fuscus (common spadefoot toad) is the source of this 4855-nucleotide messenger RNA. RefSeq names its product disintegrin and metalloproteinase domain-containing protein 33-like. Gene Ontology annotation, biological process: proteolysis. Gene Ontology annotation, molecular function: metalloendopeptidase activity. The record is from RefSeq and is a predicted model, not a curated record. Lineage: Eukaryota; Metazoa; Chordata; Amphibia; Anura; Pelobatidae. The coding region runs from base 22 to 2718 and encodes 898 amino acids. The transcript has 23 exons.